This is a messenger RNA of Oppiella nova, 721 nucleotides long. NCBI's taxonomy places the organism in Eukaryota, Metazoa, Arthropoda, Arachnida, Sarcoptiformes, Oppiidae. The record is from the annotation of a GenBank genome assembly.
AUGAGUGCCACAAACGACGAAGAAGUUGACCACAGCGUCGAUCAUCACAAUCACGACAUGAGACCAAACGUGAGCCUCAAUGCUAUCAUAACUCCCGGCGAGGCGUCCGAGUCCGAGGAAGACGAUGAAUACCAGGAACCUAUUGAACGACAGAUGAGUUUUGGCGACCACUCGGUCUCAAGACAUCGCAAGAUCUCCGAAAUGAGUCAGUCGCAGAGGUCGACCCUUUCGGACGACAACUCAUCCAUUGGUGACUCAAAUAAAUACAAUUCAUUACUUCACAAGAAGUUAAGAGAGAAGAACGAACAGCUGAAGAGGGAGUUGUCGGCGCUGGCGAGCGGGCCGUACCUCAUGGCCACCAAAGAGGUCGGGAAUAUCACCAAACAAUUAAUCCAAUCGCAGAAAAUGGUUCAAAACGUUUCGGCGUCUCUCAGGAAAGUGUCUAAAGAAUUGGUGUCUUUAGAGGAGACAAUCGCCGCCAUUAAGAAUGAUAAGAAUAUUCUGUUGAAUGAAUUUGUUGUCAAUUCCAGCGUCGAGUCCACGGAAAGUGAACCUAACGUUACAAAUGAUUCACAGAAUAUAUAAUUGUUUUAAUUAUCUAUUCUUUUGGAGUAUUUGAUAUUUUUACUCAUUUUAACAGAUUAUUAAAAUAAUUUCCAUUUUAACCACUAUUCAAAUAGUGAUCACUUAUCACUGAUAAGUCAUACCGUAAUUAUGCGAC